AUAAGAUUUUUUUUUGGAUUAUUAAUAUUAAUUCCUUUAUGUUUUAUUUCUAAUUUUUGAUUAGUACAAUAUAUUUUUUUUAUUUUUACUUUUCUAUUUUUUUUUAAUAUUUCAAUAACUUAUUUAUGAGUAAAUAUUUCUUAUAUAUUAGGAAGAGAUAUAUUAUCUUAUUCUUUAAUUUUAUUAAGAUUUUGGAUUUGUAGAUUAAUGAUUUUAGCUAGAGAAAAAAUUUUAAAAUUAAAAAAUUAUAGUAAUCUUUUUUUAUUUAUUAUAGUAAAUUUAAUAUUAUUUUUAUAUUUAGCUUUUUCUUCUAUAAAUUUAUUUUUAUUUUAUUUAUUUUUUGAAAUUAGUUUAAUUCCUACAUUAAUUUUAAUUAUUGGAUGGGGAUAUCAACCUGAACGAAUUGAGGCUGGGGUUUAUUUGUUAUUUUAUACUUUAUUAGUUUCAUUACCAAUAAUGGUUUCAAUUUUUUUUUAUUAUCAAAAUUAUCUGAGAUUAGAUUAUUAUUUUAUAAAAAAUGAUUUAAUUAAUAUUUUUAUAUAUUUAUGUAUGAAUUUUGUAUUUUUUGUAAAAAUACCUAUAUUUUUUGUUCAUUUAUGAUUACCUAAGGCUCAUGUUGAAGCUCCAGUUUCUGGAUCUAUGAUUUUAGCUGGAAUUAUAUUAAAAUUAGGCGGGUAUGGUUUAAUACGAUUAAUAAAUUCAUUUUUAACAAUUGGCAUAAAAUAUAAUUUUAUUUUUAUUAUUAUUAGAUUAGUUGGGGGAUUUUUUAUUUCUUUAAUAUGUUUACGGCAAAGAGAUAUUAAAUCUUUAAUUGCUUACUCUUCAGUUGCUCAUAUAGGUUUAGUAUUAGCUGGAAUUAUAACUUUAAAUGUAUGAGGGUUUUGGGGUUCUUUAGUAAUAAUAUUAGCACAUGGAUUAUGUUCAUCAGGUUUAUUUUGUUUAGCAAAUAUUGCUUAUGAACGGAUUUUAAGUCGUAGAUUAUAUUUAAAUAAAGGUAUAAUAAAUAUUUUACCUAGUUUAUCUUUAUGAUGAUUUUUAUUUAGAGCUUCAAAUAUGGCUGCUCCACCAUCAUUAAAUUUAUUAGGGGAAAUUAUUUUAAUUAAUAGAUUGGUAAGAUUUAGAAAAUAUUUAAUAAUUUUUUUAGGUUUAACUUCAUUUUUUAGUGCUGCUUAUUCUUUAUUUUUAUAUGCUUAUUCUCAACAUGGGACUUAUUAUUCUAGAAUUUUUAGAAUUUUUAGAGUUACUUUUCGAGAAUAUUUAUUAUUAUUUUUGCAUUGAAUUCCUUUAAAUAUUUUAGUUUUAAAAAGAGAAUAUUAUACAUUAUGAAUUU
Anoplophora glabripennis (Asian longhorned beetle) is the source of this 1330-nucleotide messenger RNA. NCBI's taxonomy places the organism in Eukaryota, Metazoa, Arthropoda, Insecta, Coleoptera, Cerambycidae. The record is from the annotation of a RefSeq genome assembly.